UAUAAAGCCUUAGGCAAAUGGUUGAAAUAAAAAUAUACUUAUAUAUAUAAUAAUAUAUAAAAAAAAUGUAAAACUCAAAGCAGGAAUUAGGCUUGAUUAGAGACUUAGUGUAAUCUUAUUUUAAAUUGUAUCGAUUCAAAUUUUUUUCUCAGUUGAAAUAUAGGUACAAGAUACAUUUACAUGAUGGAUUAUAAUUAACUGAUCUAUUACUGACCAAACAAACAAAUACAAUGGACUUGAAAUUAUCUGGACAUAUUUUAUUAAGCCUGUUUCAUUUACUUUCACAAAGUAAACACUUGUUUGUCAAUGCUCAAGAUCCUGCAAAAACUAAAAAGACCGACGAUGGAUACUUACUCGAAAGAUUCGAUACUGAAGUACAAACCAUGAAUGCAGCAGAACAGGAAUGCAAGGCACGUAGCGCAUGGCUAGUGCGGAUAAAAGAUAAAAAUAUGCAAGACGAAGUUAAAGUUCUUCUCGAUGGCGCAACUGCAUCAAAUUCAACCGGAGAUUACUUUAUUGGACUCACGAAAAGUUUCGGAUAUUGGACAUGGUCCGAUGGAGUUCGUGCUGUUUGGCCUAUGAAUUGGGCAUGGAAUGAAGGUAACGAUGGAAGUAUAUGUGUAGCUAUUAGACACUCUGACGAAAAAUGGACAGAUAUUACAUGUACCGCAAACAGGCGAUACAUCUGUCAGUCAGAUCUUCUCACUAUCACACCAACAAACAAAGUAAUGGUAGUAGUACGUGGUAAUACAGCAUCUAUCAACGUGAAGAUACAUAGCUCUGGUGGUGCUGUGAGGAUGCAAGUGUUCAAACUCCCGAAUAAAACAAAUUCCGUUCGAAGUAUUAGCGGAGUCAUCAGUUCUUACACUUACAAUACUACUCCAAUUAACGACUUCCAAUACGUUAUUUAUGAAUUCGUGGUAACUUUAACUGUCGAAUCGAAAUCGUAUACAAAAUUGGCGACAGUUCGACUAAAUGUACACUAUCCUGUAAACAUCACCAACAUAUUCCCAACUGCAAUCUCAUCUCCUGUAACCUCUGGUCUACAAUACGUGACCUGUGAGGCAUCCGGUGCGCCCUCUGCACAGGUGGUUUGGAUAAGAAAUGGAAGGUCGGUUCCAUUAAACGGAGAUAGCUUUGUAUAUCAAUGGAAAUCCACUGGAAAAUCUAUCCUCUAUAUAAUGAAUGCAGUAUUGUCGGAUACUGGAACUUAUACAUGCCGCGCCACCAACAAUAUUGGGGAACCUGCUCAAGAAACCAAAGAUGAACGAGAGAUAGAAUUAUCAGUGUACGGAUCACCUGUCAUAACUGAUAGCAAAGUAGUGGAAUGCAGUGUUGGAGAAAAGAUCCCAAUUGAAUGGAAACCUAACUAUCAAACAAUCGGCGUCGUUCACAGAAUUUCGGCAACUCGCGAAGGUGACACUGUCGCCAUAUACACACAAAACAUUACAGCACAAACGCAUGAAAUAACAACAAUUGAAAAGCUUGCUCCUUAUACUAACUAUACUAUCAAGAUAACCGUUUGUCCAGAUGAGUGCAUAACCAAACUCCAUGCACAAACAGUAAUCAAAACCGGGAUUGGUUUACCAGAUCCCGUCACUAACGCUCGAGUUACAAAAGUAUCAGAAAGUCAUUGUGCCGUGACCUGGGACUGGUCGGAGACAAAGUUGAAAACGAAUGAAACAUUUGAGAUAAUCGAGAACGCAACACUUGUUUUUCUGUCUUCGAACAUACAACAACAUACAUUCACCAAGAAAUAUUUAUACGAAGGCAAAUCAUUAGAUUCAUUUCGUGUUCAAAUUGAAACAAAGCCGAAUCGCAAUUACACUUUCUAUGUUAAUGCAAAGAAUUGCGCUGGAGAAAGCAACAGAAUAGCAGCAAUUGGAGAGUGCCUUACAAACGUGGCAGCACCAGAACACGUUCCUGUACCGACAACAGUUCAGACAGAAGAAAACUCAGCGACCCAGUUGAUAGAUAUCACCUUUCCUGAUGAAACGAGAGGACCAAUAGGCUGCUUGCUUGUAAUAGUAAAAUCUGGUGAAAGUGAAUCAGAAGAUGAAAUCACGAUGGAAAAGUUGACUCGAUUAUCAAAAAAUGCAUUGAUUGGAAAAUCAGAAGAAAACGAAUUUCUCGCAAUUGCAAUGCAAAGGUCAAAAAUUAAAGAUCCAAAGGUGCAAGUAUCUCUAGGAGACGACAAAGCAAGUUUCUGUCAUCUUUUAACGGGUACGACUAGAGCCAAACGUGCAGUAACGGAAUACAUAUCUGGAAGGAACUUGCCGCUCAAAAUAGGUUCAACAUACACCUACUACGCAGUUACUUCAACUUACUCAGUGACUUCGGGUGAAGUUUUGCUUCAACGCAGUUCUUCUGCGGCAUUCAACCUAAAGAAAACGGAAGGGUCGAACAUUGUCUGGAUAGCUGCAGUUGUCGUUGGCGCACUCGUGAUUGCAGUCGUUGUUGUACUGAUUAGUACUUUUAGUCAGUCUGUUCUUUUAGUCAGGAAAAAACGAAAUGUUCAAAAAGAAGAAAAUGACGAUCAUACUUAUGAGCAACCUUCAAUUAAUCCUAUCGGAAUUUAA
This is a messenger RNA of Styela clava, 2579 nucleotides long. The record is from RefSeq and is a predicted model, not a curated record. NCBI's taxonomy places the organism in Eukaryota, Metazoa, Chordata, Ascidiacea, Stolidobranchia, Styelidae.